ACUAGUAUUUUCAUAAUAGACUAACACAGUCUUUUGGCCUCUUACAAUUCCAAUUUCAUCACUUAAAUUCCCCUCUUCCUUUUAAAUCUAUUCUACUGUCUAUCCAAAUCAUCAUGGCUUUUCUAGUCAACAAAGGAGUCUCUUCUUCCUUUUUCACCCACCAGUGUAGAUAUGAUGUGUUUGUGAGUUUUAGAGGUGACGAUACCCGCAAUAGUUUUACAAGUAUUUUGAUUGGCAUUUUGUAUCAUCAUGGUAUUAACAUCUUCCUGGAUAAUGAGCACAUAAGGGGUGAAGAGAUUCCAGACAAACUUUUUGAAGCCAUUGAAAGUUCAAGAAUUGCAAUCAUCGUAUUCUCUAAAAACUAUGCAUUUUCUACUUGGUGUUUGAAAGAACUUGUCAAAAUUCUUGAGUGUAAAAAGAAAGGCCAAAUUGUGCUACCAAUUUUUUACAAGGUGGAUCCAUCAGAAGUACAUAAUCAAAAGGGAAAGUUUGGAGAAGCUUUGACAAAACAUGAAAUAGAGUUCAAGGAUAAAAUGGAAGUGCAAAAAUGGAGGAUAGCUCUACAUGAAGCCGGCUAUAUAGGUGGAUGGCAUUGCAAAAAAGACCACCCUCAAUUUACACUUAUCAAAGAAGUUUUUGAAGUGAUCUCAAGAGUUAAAUUAAAUUAUACCAAAAUAUUUGAAGUUAAAUACCCUGUUGGAAUUGAUUCUCGUGUGGAGGAUAUAAAUUGGCAUUUAGAUAUUGAUUCAAACGAUGUGCGUAUGGUAGUGAUCCAUGGCCUUCCUGGAAUAGGUAAGACAACAAUUGCAAAAGCUAUUUAUGACUUAAUUGCAUAUCGCUUUGAAGGAAGCAGCUUUCUAGAGAAUGUUAAAGAAAACUCAAGAACAAAAGAUGGCAAACUCCAUUUAAGAGAGACACUUUAUUCAAAGAUCUUAGGAGGUAGAACUUUGAAGGAGCUUGGUGCAUUUCAAAGAAUCAAUAUGAGAAUGGAAAUGCCUCAACACAAAAGAAUUCUUUUAAUUCUUGAUGACGUGGACAAAUUAAUCCAAGUAACAGAUUUGCUUGGUGAAUGCAGUUGUUUUGCUUCUGGAAGUAGAAUUAUUAUCACAACAAGAGAUGAAAAUUUACUAUCUACUCUUCAAGAAGAUUAUCAUUUAACCUACUAUAACUACAGGCUCAAGGAAUUAGAUAAACAUGAAUCUCAUGAACUCUUUUGCCAACAUGCAUUCAAAGAAAACAAGCCUAAGAAAGGUUAUUCAGAACUCGUAGACCUAUUUAUAAGUUAUGCCAAAGGUCUUCCAUUAGCUUUAAAAGUAAUAGGUUCUGAUUUGUAUCCAAGAGAUGAUAUACGCUGUUGGAAAAGUGCAUUAGAUAAGUACAAAAGAAUUCUUCAUCCAAAUAUUCUAGAAGUACUCAAAAUAAGCUACGAUGGAUUGGACCAAACUCAACAGGAUAUUUUCCUUGAUAUUGCAUGUUUUCUUAAGGAAUUAUGCAAGGAUGUUGUCGAACAUAUACUACAAAGUUGCAAUUCUUAUGACCCAUAUUAUGAUAUUGAAAUACUUAAAGAUAAGUCUCUCGUAGUUGUUGCUGGAGAUGGCAAAUUAUCGAUGCAUGACUUGAUACAACAAAUGGGUUUGGAAAUUGUUAGACAAGAAUUAGAAGUGUCAAAGAAACAUAGAAGGUUAUUGUGUUAUGAUGACGCUCCCGAAGUAUUAAUUCCAGAAACGGGAUUAGAAGAAGUUCGAGGCAUAACAUUGUGUUUAUCACAACCAAGAAACAUGCAAUUGGAUUUUGAAAAGAUGAAGAAUCUCAAAUAUUUGGUUGUACGUAAUUUAAUUUGUGAAGAUGUUAAAUAUCUUCCAAAUGAGUUAAGGUUAAUUGAUUGGAAUGGAUUUCCUUUACCUUCCUUGCCAACCACCGUUAAUCUUCAAAAACUUGUUGCACUUAAAGUUCCAGGAAGCCACAUUACAUUGGAUCAGCAUUUCGAGAGAUGUCGGUUCACAGCUUUGAAAUAUAUGGAUUUCACUGACUGUAAAAAUGUUACCAAAUUACCUGACUUAUCGGUGAUUGCCCCAUCCAUAAAGAAGCUGAUACUUAAAAGAUGUGAAAAUUUAGUUGAGAUUCAUCAGUCUGUUGGACUUCUUGAAGGGCUUGAACAUUGGAGUCUCUAUGGAUGUGAAAAUCUUAAAAUUAUUCCAAGAAUUCUCAAGUUGAAAUCUCUUCAAUGGUUUUGUCUUUGGAAGUUCUCCGAUAUUUGGCAAAGUACGGAAAGAUUAGCUUUGCCUUUGUCAAUUGAAAAUCUCACUAGCCUUCAUACGUUAUCCAUUUGUUCUAAAAACCUUAAUGAUCUUCCAAGCUGCUUCUCUACAUUACCAAAUCUUAAGUUUCUCUGUAUGUAUGGUUUUGAAAAUUUUUCAAAGAACCUGGAUAUUCCUGAUUGCUUCCCCAAAUUGGAAACGUUAUUGGUUAUGUACAGCAAUAUUACUACCCUCCCCGACAUCUCUAGCAGAUUUCCUCAAUUAAAAAAACUUAAUAUUGCCGGUUGCUGGAAUUUUCAGAAAAUUCCAAGACUUCCAUCAUGUAUAUUUAUUGUAAGAAUAGUAGGAUGCAAAUCGUUGGAUUCACAAUCAAGCAGAAGAUUAUUGAGUCAGUUCGCAGAAAAGGUAGGGCUUCCACAGAAUAUUGUAUGUCCAAGGGGAUCAUCAUACCGGGGCUAUGCAUCUGAAACAGACUUUGCUCAUAUAAAGGGGUUUUCAUUUGAAUUUGAUGGAAACGUGUUAAUUCCAGGAAGUAAGAUUCCAAAAUGGUUCAAUCAUCAAAUUGUUGGAAGUUCCAUAUCAUUCUCGGUCGGUCGAAAACUACCAUCAUUUGCUUUCUGUGUUGCUAUACAAGUGCAACUGAAAGAUAAGGUUACUAAAAAGCGGGAUUUUAUACCAGGUUCCUAUGUUAUCAACAUUUUCGUUAAUGGUUAUAAAAUAUUCCACUCAGAUUCUCUACAUUUGUCAACUGCACCAUCUGAUUCUUAUCUAUGGGUAGUCUAUAUAAGGGAUAGUUCAUUGGAAGGCAUAAUUCUAAAUGAAGGGACUGAAGUUAAGCUUCAAUUUGAAUUUUCAAAUUAUGAUCCAGAAAUAGCCGUAAUUACCGUAGAAAAGUGUGGGGUCCAUGUAGCAUGCAUGUGUUCUCCUCAGAACUCUGCCGCAGAUAAGGAGGCCUGCGUAAGAAUUCAUGAAAGAUUGGAAGUGAGUUUUGAUGAAAGAUUAAAGAUGUUUUUAUCGAGAGUGGCUGCAGAUGUCCUCCCCUUUAAGCAGAAGCUGGGCGGAUGCUCCAAAGCUCAAGAUGCCUAUUACUGCCCUCUUUGUGAAAUAGCAGAAGAUUCAGUUUUACAUCUAUUUCAAUGUUGUCCCUAUGCCAAAGGAUUGUGGUAUGCUGGUAGAUGGGGUUUUCGAGUAGAAACGAUCAAAGCUCAAUCUAUAAAGGAAUUCGUUGAACAUAUAAUUGAUCCCCCAAAGGAAUUACUGGCAGAAAGAGUGAACAAAGAUGAAUUCACACUAUAUGCAGUAUUGGCUAUGAAUAUUCUUUUGGAUGCACGGGAGGAUGCUCUGUUUUCAAACACUAAAGACAGCAUAAACCAGCUAGCACAUCGUCUUAACAAUCAGUAUGACUCUUACGUGAGAUCAUUUGAAGAGCAAAACAGGGAAAGUGCUUGGAUCAAGCCACCUGACCAAUGGGUAAAGCUUAAUUCUGAUGGGUCAUAUGAUCAAAAGAAUGUAGGCUUGGCUGCGAUUCUCAAAGAUGAACAUGGGAAUGGCAGAGCAAUCAGACGUGGCAUAAACAUCAACGGCAAGAUGGGCAAUGCCAUUGGCCAAACAGGACAGACUUGAGCAAGUUGUGAUAGAGAGUAUAAAGAGAAUCUAUGCUUAGCCAACUGCUCUCCAGAAAAUGGAAUUUACUUGAAGAGCCAACCAAUCGAUCAACAGGAAGGUGCAAAUCCAAAUGCGAGCACCCCAUUGCUCCUAAUCCAGCCUCUCAAUACUGGAAAACUGCUUCAAAAACUCCGUCACUAGUUGACUGACUAUGGUAAACCUUAAAAUUACUAAAAACAGCUUGUUCUUGAUUAACCCCUUCAAUAUGUUCUUCUCCAGUUGCCUAGCAUUAAAUUCAUUGAAGACUUGACAAAUGAAAGGUUUAAGAAUGAGUUUUUUCUUCACUUUCUCAUCCACACCAAAGGCAGAUCUUACCCUAAAUCUUAUCAUAAGUAAGACUGCUAUGACUCUGGUUAGAAAUGGCUUUGAUUGACCCACAGAUGGCUUUACCAAGCUGUCAUUAUUGGGUAGCUCAGUGACCAAGGAUAAAGCUCCCAUUUUAUCCAUUACUAGGUUCACCCAUAAUGGCUGCAGUUAGUGGGACUUUACUAGGAAAAAAAACAGCUGCAAGAAAGUUCAUGCAAGGGCAGCAACAUUCAUAGUUAGCUGAAUCUGAAUGAAGUUUUUAAUGACGUUAUAUACAGACCUUCUCCACGCACAGAAGUGAAAUCACCAUCCAGGAUGACAAUACUUUAUAAAUGUAGUUAAGAACUAUAUUUCAAGAAGCUAAGAUGUGGGUUUCGAUUUGAUUCUGUGCUUUGAAUAACCCAAAAGGAGAACUUAAAAGAAAAAUGUUAACAAGGGGAAUGGCUGAUAAGAAAAGAUGAAAGCUCUUAACAAGUGAGUGGAAAGGAAAAGACAAGCUUCAUCUUCAAUACAAGUACCUGAUUGCCUCACAGAAUUGGCUUAAUAAAGCUUCAUCUUCAAUACAAGUACCUGAUUGCCUCACAGAAUUGGCUUAGGCCAUUGGGGAUGAUAAUUUGAUAAAACAGUCUCCUUAAACAAGCCCUGUCAAAGGUGAUCGUCCACAAGUUAGCUUUGAAGUGGCCUGGUCUCAGGAUUCUUACUGCCUGGCCAAGGCAUGUAUAGCUUAGUGGGGGGAAAUUGAAGAGCAAAACAGGGGAAGUGCUUGGAUCAAGCCACAUGAUCAAUGGGUAAAGCUUAAUUUUGAUGCGUCAUGUGAUCAAAAGAUCAAGAGGGGAAUGGGAGAGAAAUCAGACGUGGCAUAAAAAUCAAUGGCAAGAUGGGCAAUGCCAAUGACCAAACAGGACAGACUUGAGCAAGUUGUGAUAGAGAGUAUAAAGGAAGCAGAGAAUCUUUGCUUUGCCAACUGCUCUCUAGAAGCUGGAAUACACUUGAAGAGCGUACAAUUGGUCAACAAAAAGAUGCAAGUCCAAAUGGAAGCACCCCAUUGCCCCCAAUUUAGCCUCUCAACACUGGCAAACUGCUUCAGAAACUUCACCAUCACCAGUUAACGGACUAUGAAUAGAUGAAUGCUCUUAGCAAGUGAGUGAAAAGACAAAGACAGCUUCAAUUUCAAUACAAGUACCUGAUUGCCCUCACAGUUUGGCAUAGACCAUUGAGAUUGUUAUGUCUGACAUAGUGUUUCACAAGCAAGGAGAUCCCGGGGCAACACAUUAUCAUCCAUCAUGCAUUUCAGAGAAUAAGCCAAAGUAGAGUAAAAGCCCGCAGCAUACCUAAAAUUGCCACCACCACAAUUGUGACUAAUGGAGAGACAAUACCAACAGGUGCAUUGAAAUAUGUUAGUGCUGAAAAUCCCUAAUUAUGUCCACCAUGAUGUCUCUACUUUUCAAAUUUCAUGGAUUGCUUGAAGUUAUGGACAGCAAAAACAGCAGCAACCAGAUUGUCAGCAACAAUAAUACUCCCACCAUGGUACUACCCAUCUUUCCAGCCAUGCUGUUUGAGUACCAAAGGCCAAGAGACUGAGAGAGUAUAGCACAGCCCAUAAGUACAAUAACAAGAGUGCCCUAAUCUGCUUCAAAGACAUAACUGUUAAAGCCUUUUUGCAUGUGCCUUUUGGUACUUAUUGGCACCGACAUACUAUUAUGGCAAUAGAUUAUGAUUGAAAUUUUUUUGUAGUGUUUGCUCUAUUUUCAAAAAAUCUAGUACUUCCUUUAUUUGUGAGGUCUGAGAAUGGGUCAAUAUUUAACACCUAUUUUGGAGGCAGUGUUUGCAAUCCGGCCACUUGCUCAGCAAAACCAACCUAAGCUCGCCAAUAGAAUAGUUAUAUUUCUGUUAAUGAAGUUCACAGUUGAAAGAGUUAUAUGUUGUUAAAGUUGAAGAUAGUUGUGCAGUUGCAAUCCUGCCUCUUCUUGUGCAUAAUUGAAUUGGCAAAGAUGUAAAAAUGUCUGUAUGUAAUUCAUUCAUUCAAAUAAUGCAAAUUAUUCCAAUUUCCUCA
This is a messenger RNA of Quercus lobata, 6282 nucleotides long. RefSeq names its product disease resistance protein RML1B-like. The transcript has 13 exons. The coding region runs from base 114 to 3881 and encodes 1255 amino acids. The record is from RefSeq and is a predicted model, not a curated record. Gene Ontology annotation, molecular function: ATP hydrolysis activity; ADP binding. NCBI's taxonomy places the organism in Eukaryota, Viridiplantae, Streptophyta, Magnoliopsida, Fagales, Fagaceae. Gene Ontology annotation, biological process: defense response; signal transduction.